AACGAUGUGGUGCAUGAAAUCCUUACUAAGCAGACUUAUAUGACACACACAAAGGGCUGUGCUGAAUAACCGAACCGGGUUCUGAACUAAUGUACUUAUUGCAUUGCAACCAUGGAGUUGAAAAUGUCAAACACUAGUAAUGGCCAACAGACAGACCGAUAUGUGUAACGCACACCACUCAAUACACUUUUUGCUAGCGGAACAAGUAGAGUGCUUACAAAUUGAUAUUUGUGAAACUUUAUGAAAACCUUUGAUGUAUUCUAACUGUAUUAUUAUUGUGAAGAUACAUACAUAUGCAUAUCCAUCAUAAAUACGUUGAUGGGUUCUAUUCAACAUAUAUUAUUGCAUAGCAAAGUGACAAGUUUUUGACAGUUUUACUUAUUGCAAAGUUACCAGAGUCAAAACAACGUGUUAUUAGAAUAUACUGAAAAUGAGCUCCGAUAACGACUCAGAUUUGGAUAACGUGAUUGAGGGCAUUAUUCAGGAUUUAGAUGAUAAACCUGCCAAAGCCAAAACUCCGGCAGUCUCAAUCUACAAAGGCUCAGAAAUAAAAAAUUCGGAAGUAAAGACAAGUCAGGCGAAAUUUGUACGAUUUCAAGAUGGUGCUGGUGCUGGUGAUGACGAUCAAUCUCAAACGGGCUCAAUGUUCAAGAAACUUGCUCCCUCAAACUUACUAAAUAACAUGUUUUUCUCAGGAGAUUCUACAGGAAACAAUGAACCUCAAACCGACCCUGACAAUAUUUCUAAAACGUCACGCAACACAAAUAGCAACACCAACCUAAAGGAUGAUUGGCUUGGUAUUAGCUCUUCAAAACCGGAAGCAUCGGCAUUAUCUCAGCAAUCAAACAGGCCACAACAGUCCAAAUCUAACCCCAUGGACGUAUUUAUGAUGGACCACAAUUUUGGUUUAAAUUUUGACACCGACGCCGAUAAAGGGAGUAGCAAUAAACUUGGAAAAUCAGAUUCUAUUAAUGCUAGCAAACCUCCACUUCCACCAGGAAUUAGUACUGCAAAUAAGCAAUCAGAACCACAGCUUACUCAAAGAAACAAGCCGACCGUUUCAUUAUCGUCGUCGUUGGACACAUUCCUCGAACCUCUCAGCAACGCCACUAAUCAGAAAGCAAUCAAUUUCACUCCCCCAACUGCUGCAAGACCUUUGGCUUCCACUGAUUCGCCUCUGUCGUCAUUGGAGUUUCAAGGGGCACAACAAAAGCCAAAGGCUGUCUCCCUAGUGGAUGCAUUGCCUUUUCUCUUAGGAAAUCAGCAGCAGCAGCAACAACCUUUAAAUGAAGAAAUGCAUAGCGCCCCGAAUAGUGUACUUGUUGAACAACCUGCUCCUGGUUUAGCAUCAAAGACCGUCAAAAAGAAAACAAAAUCUGCAGCUAUGCAAAAGUCUGGAGACAAUAAUCCUGCGGAUCGAGUUGGUGUGACGCUGCAACUCCCAUCACACCUUAUCAACGAGGAUGAACUGAAAGCCAUGAGCUCCAGUCUUAAAACAUUGUACGCCAACCAGUUAGAGCUUCAGGAAUUAAGUUAUCGGGAACAACUGGACUUUUUUGCAAGUCAGAGUAAACGAAAAGAAGACAUGUUGAAAGACGAGCUGGCGAGAAUGCAAGAAGAUUAUGAACAAAGAAUACAAAAGUUGAAAGCUGAGCUGGAAACUGGCAACUUUUCUCAGGUGAAUCAAGAGUUGUCCCACAUUUCAACAAACUUGGAGAAGGUCACAUCACAACUCGAGUCCAUUAAAACUUUUUCCCAGCCCAAUUCUACCAUUAUUGUGCCAGAAGUUUUGAGAUCACUGCAACAAGAAAUGGGGAAAGAUGUGGAAACCAUGAUUCGAAAGGGUUUCUCAUCACUUGAAACUAAUUUAACCUCCAAUGAAGAUAAAUUUGAUAGAUACUUUAAAAGUGCCGAUGCUCGACAUGAGUCGUUUGGCGAAAUUUUAGAAAAGUUAAAUGGUAUUUCGGACUACAGUAGAAUAUCUGAAGAUAAAAUAUUGAAGAGUCAGGUCCAAAUGAAAACCUCUAUGGAGGAGUCAGUUCUGUCAACCAUUACCAAAGUUAUGGAACACUCACGACAUGAAGAUUUGCGAAAAAAGGACAAGUCUGCCCUCCAUAUGAAAGAACUUCGCAGAGAUUUGCGACAUUUAUAUUCUGAACUGGACGGAAAAAAUGAUCUCAUUCAUAGAUCGCAACUUAAUGUUGAACUGGAACAACGCACUAUCACUCAGUCAGUCCGAGAUAUCAACACGUUCCUCAAAGUCCUCAACGAAUCUAAUCAUUCCUUUAGUAAGAACAAUCCUCCCGUCGACUUCUCCUCGUCCCAACAACAACUCGCCUCAACGAUGCAGGCAGUUCAGGCAAAUGUACAAAAUGAAAUGGAAAUCAAGUUGCUUCGUGAAGAGCGGAAGUCAAUGUCAGAGUCCAUCGCUCAGAUGAACGUAGAAAGGAGAAAGUUGGCCGAGGAGAAGAUAAACCUGGAAAGGGAUAAGAUGGAUCUCGAACGGGAGAAAAAUCGCAUUCGAGAUGUCGAAGCCAACGCUAAAUCACAGCUCACAGAGGCUGAAAAUAUAAAACGGCAAGCGGAGCAAAUUCGCCAUCAACAAUCGGGAAUUACCAUCGAGGCUGAAUCAAAACUGCACACCUUGUCCAGAGAGAAGACGAAACUGAAGGAACGUCUCUUCGCCUUGGAACAAGCUCUCAUGCUCAAAGAACAGAAAUUGUUUCAGGAGAAAAGUGAGGUAAUCCGAGAGAAGGAAUUCGUCGAGAGGUUGAGGCAACAGUCUCUUUGUGCCGGAUGUCUUAAAACCUUGAAAGGAGAGGUUCUACACCUUCCAUCAAAAUAUCUGCAUGGGGGAAGGUCUUCCGGAGAUGGGUUGGAUUUGGAAUCCGAUUUUGGUCCAACAGUAAAAAUUUCGCAAAUUCUUACUCCUGAUGAGAAAGCCUAUUUCCUCCAGGAAAGUAAAUACCUACAGGAAUUGGGAGACAGGGUCAUACCCAAAAAUUUUUGAGGAGUGUACAGUAUAAAUAUUACAGUACUCUGCUUAUUCAAUAAAUAUUUCAUAAACACGCG
Molecule: messenger RNA, 3072 nt
Organism: Folsomia candida
Lineage: Eukaryota; Metazoa; Arthropoda; Collembola; Entomobryomorpha; Isotomidae
Exons: 7
Coding region: 431-3010 (859 amino acids)
Source: RefSeq, a predicted model, not a curated record